GUUGUUCUUGACAGUUGACAAUACACAAAGUUUAUAACUUAAUAAUAGAGAGGUGUAUGAGAGUUGAGGAGAGGAGUGAAAAAGAGAUCGGGGAAGGAUGGUAAAAUGGGUCAACUCGUUCAGUCACAACCGGCCGCGUCACUUUGUUUUUUAGCGGAUUAGGUUGAAUGGGACAACAACUAGUGGUGAGUUCAAAAUCUCAACCCAUCCGAUCAAAAAUAGUGGGCAAUUAAAACUCAUUAUGGUCACUCACAUUUGCACCGUGCGCAAUCAUGUGUGUACCACCGUGGCCUUUAAAUUUAUCUCGGUUAUCUUAUCAAUAAAUUUAUUUCUAUAGUUGCGAGCAAGAAAUUAAUUUCUGCAAAUUAUAUAUUUUGGGGACCAAAAGGUCAACAUGGUCAAUGGCUUGACUGUAAUUUUGGCUGUGUUUCCAUUUAGUAGAAUUGUUUCACGUGUUAAUUUAAAAGCUAAACGGAAGCAUGGGAAAUAUUUCCCGUUGGCUUCCUGGAAGAUUAGUAGCAAGUGAUGGUCAACAGUCAACACUAUUAUUUCUACUCUUUUUUAAUUGUAAUGUGAAAAUGAACCUUAUUAUUUUAUAUUUAUAAAACAUGUAUUAAACACGUUUUGAAUGUGAAAGCAUGUAGUAUAAAUUCAAAAACUCCUCUCACACAAACUCACUUAUCAUUAUCAUAAGGAUCAAUACCUCUCAUAUUUUGUAGAAACACACUCCUCAAUCACUCACUAAGUUUGAGUACACUUGUACUUAAUUAAUUUCUCAAAAAAUUAAUUAAGAUGGCUAGAACUCCUAUUUGUGACAAAAGUGGAAUGAGGAAAGGAACUUGGACUGCUGAAGAAGAUAGGAAAUUAAUAGCUUAUGUAACUAGAUAUGGUUGCUGGAAUUGGCGUCAACUUCCGAAGUUUGCAGGUCUUGCAAGAUGUGGGAAGAGUUGUAGAUUGAGGUGGAUGAAUUAUCUAAGGCCUAAUAUCAAAAGAGGAAAUUUCACUCAACAAGAAGAAGAAUUGAUCAUCAGAAUGCAUAAAAACCUUGGCAAUAGAUGGUCAACCAUCGCGGCCGAGUUACCAGGAAGAACAGAUAACGAAGUGAAGAACCAUUGGCAUACAUCCCUCAAGAAGAGAGUUCAACACAACUCAAUCAUAAAUGAAGAAAUCAAAUCAAAACAUAUUGAAUCCACACAAGAAAGGGAUAUUUCCUUUUCCCAAGUUACUACUCCAGCUAGUUCCCAAAACACCAAUGGCCCAUUAUCCCCAAUUUCAUCAUCAAGUGGUUUCUCCUCCACAACAUAUUCAUAUCAAAGUUCCAAUCAUGAUUUGGAUGAUUUUGGUUUUCUUGAUGGAUUUAUAGAAUCUAUGGAUCAAAGUUUUUGGCUGGAUGAUGACCUUUCCACAAUUGUGCAAGACAAUACUAAUUGUGCUUUUCAAAAUCAAGAUACUACCACUAAUGAUGUUUUUUUAGUGUCUCCAAAUCAUUCAUCCAAUGAAAGUAAUUUGGUUUUGGAUAAUGAUUUUAGCAGCUUUCUAGAUUCUUAUGAAGAGUCAACGGUUGAUAGUUUUUGGACACAACCAUAUGAGGCUGACAUGUCCCACGUUCUAUACAACCAACAAUGGGGUUUCUUAGAAUAAUGGAAAAAUAUAUGGGAGCAAUCUCGGAGUUUGAGUUGAGAGCGGUGACGGAUAUAGAAAUUGUAUCUUUUUUUGUUUGUUAGAUUUAGAAAUUGUAUCUAAUGUGGUGGUAUUUAUAUAAAUUUAAAUCUUAAAAAGUAUUUUAUAUUUAUCAUCCAAAAACACACAUAUAUAUAUCUCUCGGAGUUUGAGUUGAGAGCGGUGACGGAUAUAGAAAUUGUAUCUUUUUUUGGUUGUUAGAUUUAGAAAUUGUAUCUAAUGUGGUGGUAUUUAUAUAAAUUUAAAUCUUAAAAGUAUUUUAUA
Molecule: messenger RNA, 1944 nt
Organism: Trifolium pratense (red clover)
Lineage: Eukaryota; Viridiplantae; Streptophyta; Magnoliopsida; Fabales; Fabaceae
Product: transcription factor MYB14-like
Exons: 1
Coding region: 793-1641 (282 amino acids)
Source: RefSeq, a predicted model, not a curated record